CGUGAAGUUUGGUAUAGAAUAUUAGCAUACUUCGUACAUGGUAUCAAGAGAAGAAGGGCGCGGGAGCGUAGCAUUUACUAGUUACCUUACGUAACAGAAGACUAAUAACAUAGCACGUGUGUUUAUCGGCACAUAUAGCAGAGGUCUAUUGACAUUGGAACGAAAGUACGUGAAUGGAAAGUACAUGCCACUUAUCUUCACUCAUAGCAGGAAAGUCCCAGGUGGGAAAGGAUUGUUUUCUCAACGAACAAUAGCAAGUCAUUAACGUAGGAAAGUGCGAUUGCGAGAGAGAGUAGAAGGGCACAAGACGCUUGCUUCAUGAACAUCACGAGAUGCGACAACAACGUAUAACGCACAAUAUACCCUAUCGCGACUCUAGUGAGGUUGUCAUUCUAUUGGUCGUGAACAAACAGUAUCCAUUGGUUAACACGCCCCUUCAACGUUGCUCAUUAUGGGGUUUCAACUAGACUUAGCGGCUGCCGAAGACGCAGAUAUACUUGCAGAUAUGCAUCUGAACGCCUUCGCUCGAACGCCUUUGCAACGUACUCUAUUUCCAACGGAAGAAAGCCUUGCAGGCUUACGUGAAUGUCUCAAACAGGAUGUACUCCUAACUUUGAAAGAAGGAAACGUUGAGAGAAUCAAUUUGGUAGUGCGAGACACCGACGACAUGAAGAAAAUCAUCGCAAUAGCCAAGUGGGAUCUGCCUGAGAAGAUCCCACGGGCCGUUUGUCCUCUUGCUCAUAUAUUCCCUCCAAAGGAUUCCUGCGGGGACCUUAUCAAACAGUACAGUGCUAAGCAGGAAUCUAAUAAGAUGAAGGUCAUGGGUGAUGCCCAAUGCUAUCGUCUCACUUCAGUCAUCACUCUGCCUCAAUAUAGGAGACGCGGAGCUGGAACUUUAUUGAUUAACUGGGGACUGUUAAGAGGGGAGAAAGAAAAAAUUCCAGUAUACCUGGAAAGUCCCGUUUCUACUUUGUCUUUCUUUCGAAAUUUGGGCUUCAUUCCUGUGAAUGAGUUUUCGAUAUCCUUACCCCGGAGCCGAGCCCCUGGCUAUAUUCAUAGAGAAACAUGUAUGAUCCGAAUAUUUCGAGAAUGUGAUGUUAGAGAGGAAGAAAUUGACUACUGGGACUCAAGUCUCGAUAUUGAAAGUCUAACGACUGAUUACGAAGCUGGUGUCAGACCUCAACUCGUAGUGCAAGCUAUUUAUGACCGCAUCGAAGCAUAUCGAAACAUACAACCAUCUUUGUGGAUUUACCUUCAGCCUAUUGAAGAUGUUAUGGCUUCAGCCAGAGAUUUGUGCAGGCGUUGGCCAGAUAGAUCUAAUAGGCCACCACUGUGGGGUAUACCUUUCAGCGUCAAAGAUAGCUUUGACAUUGCUGGAAUUCCCACCACGAUUGGAUGUCAAACACUUGCAUACACUCCUAACUCUUCAUCACUAGUCUACCGAAGAUGUAUCGACGCCGGUGCACUUUUUAUUGGAAAGACAAACAUGGAUCAACUAGCUACUGGCAUGACAGGUUGCAGAUCUUCAUUUGGCACGCUGCACUCAGCUCUCAGCCCAGACUACGUUGUUGGUGGAUCGAGUAGCGGUAGUGCCAUAAGUGUUGCUGAAGGCUUAGUGUCAUUUUCUUUGGGCAGUGAUACCGCAGGCUCGAUUCGAAUUCCCGCGAUGUUUAACAAUAUUGUUGGAUUCAAACCUACCAAAGGAACUGUUUCAGCUCAAGGGGUUGCGCCAGCUUGUCUCCAUCAAGAUUGCAUUUCUUUUUUGGGUGUCACUUCAGAAGUCACUGAAAAAGUUUGGAGGGUUUGUCAAGGAUUUGAUAAAGAAGACUAUUUUGCCAAACCUCCACCAUUCCAGAUCUCAUCACGCGUAUAUUCCGAAGAUACCAGAAAUUCUAAGGAUGCCUUGCCAUCAUUCAAGUUUGGUACACCACCAGACUCUGCGCUUGAAGCUUGUAUCCCCAUCUUUCAAAAGCAGUUCAAACUUGUAAUUGCAGUUUUAGAAGAGCUGGGCGGCCGGCGAGUGGAUAUGGACUGGACGCCCUUCGAAUCCGCCAACGAGCUUCUUUACGGCGGUACGUUCGUUCUGGAGCGACUCACAACACUACCCGAUGGCUGGUUCGACAAGAACAAAGACACACUUCACCCAGUCAUUCGCUCUGUCUUCGAGAACGCACUUGCACGUAAGAGCACGGCCGUUGAUGUAUUCAAAGAUCUACAAAAGCAGGCAAAGUACAAAAGAAUGGUCGAAGAAAUUCUCACGCUAGAUGAAGAUUCUCACGAAUUAACUGUUAUGGUAGUUCCCACUGCACCUUUUCACCCCACCAUUGAAGAAGUGUCAAAAGAUCCCAUUUGUAUUAAUGAAAAGCUUGGCGCCUUUGCUCAUUUUGCCAAUGUUCUGGACCUAGUAGCUGUAGCGCUCCCUUGCGGGACAUAUAGGGUUGAAAUUAGUGACACGGAAAUCUUGCCGUUUGGUGUUACGAUCCUGGCGGGAACGGGUCUGGAUCGACAUCUUCUGCAUUUGAUUAAGAGAUUAGAAGAUCCGUUGAGAGAUAUUGAAGACGAUUUAGGAUCAAAUACCUCGCUGACAGGGGCCGAGGAAUUUUCAAUGAGAGCUUCUGAGGAAAAUGAUUAUUUGGACAAUACGGUCAGCGAUAUUGGGAAAGACACGACGGCAGAAGUUGAAGUAGAUACGAGGAAAGGUGUCGAGAACAGUAGCAACUUGGAGGAAGUGUUGAGGAAUAUCGAGGACGAAAUGUUGAAAGCUCAUUCGGAGAGUGAUGAAUUAGAGGAAAAGAUAGGAGACACCGAUGAAGACAUGGUGAAAUCUGCGAAGGGAAAUAAUUUGACUCAAGGCAUGCGUCAAUGACAACGGAAAAGUAUCCGGUGGAGGCUGACGAUUAUCAUGAUAUAUUGCAAGAAACAUCGAAAGAUUUUGAUGCAGGAGUUCCAAGAUCGAUGAGGCAGCGCUGAUUUUUGAUCUGGACGCGGACGAGGACAAAAACCUAAGCCAGAUGCACAUUUUUUGGAUGCGUCAUUCCAGUCUCGUUCCCUACUUGCCGAGUCUCGGGCUCAUAUAGCAUUCUAUUGACAAUCCUGCAAUGGUAGACAGCUUUGAAAUGUUGGUUGAGGGAGCUUGAAGAAUUUGCACCAAGGCGGAAUCAAAUAGAUUGGUGUGGUCGAGAUCUGGAUAAGGUUAUUACCUAUUCAUCAAUUCAUCGUUAAUAUUCACAUCUAGUUAUAUUAGACACGAAGUUUGGCUGUCAAUUCUAUGUCCAAAUACCAGUCUCUGCACUCUGCAAUACAUUAGAUGAGGCGCCAAAAUUGAGACCUGCGAUUGAGUAUGCAAACAAUUUCCAUACACCAGUAAUUGCAUCCGGAGCUCAUUCGCCUUAGGUUGAAUCUACACAAUCUAUUGAAGGAAACGAUGAUAUUCUGUUCUGUUCCACUCAAAUAAUAGUAGUGCUGUGUAUUAACAUCCCACACAUAUUCAAGAUUCAAAUGUACCAAUCAUUAAGCACUAGCGCAGAUACCACCCUGAAUUCUUGAUGGCAAUUUCGAGGAGGGAAAGGGGCUGCAUGUAUGUCUUGUAUAUUUGGUAUGUCAUAGUUUUAGCAGUGCGAGAGCUGGAAUUGGGUAUUACAUGACGACAGAUCUAGUUAACUGCUUCGCGACACUGACACCAUGAUCUCAUCAUUGAUUGUGGCGGAUCUCUAGUCCGGCGGUACUAGUCUUAGAGCCGAGGUUUUAGCUUAUUAGAUAGGGCUGACUAAAUCAUAAAUCAUGAAUCAC
Botrytis deweyae is the source of this 3789-nucleotide messenger RNA. RefSeq lists its product as uncharacterized. The record is from RefSeq and is a predicted model, not a curated record. Lineage: Eukaryota; Fungi; Ascomycota; Leotiomycetes; Helotiales; Sclerotiniaceae. The coding region runs from base 452 to 2866 and encodes 804 amino acids. The transcript has 2 exons. Gene Ontology annotation, molecular function: catalytic activity.